AUGCCUCCUAAAACGCCUAUAAAAAUCCGGUUGGCCAGAUUCGGAAGGAAACACCAGCCUCUAUACAACAUUGUUGUUGCCAACAAGAGAUCUGCCAGAGACUCGUUGCCCAUUGAAGUUCUUGGAACGUAUAAUCCUGUUCCGAUUCCCUUGGGCCCAGAAGAAAAAGCAAAGGGUGUCAAGCCUUACAAGCACAUAGAGUUGGACUUUGACAGAUCCAAGUACUGGUUGGGUGUUGGAGCCGAUGUUUCUGACCGCGUGACCUUUUUGUUCAAAAGAGCAGGUUUGCUUCCAGAGACGUGGCCAAAGGCCAACAAAUUGACGCAGAUGGUGGAAAAACCAGUCAAGGAAGAUAUCAAGGUCGAAAUGGAAGAGCCCAAGGACUUUUUCAGACCCCGGGACUAA
Clavispora lusitaniae ATCC 42720 is the source of this 405-nucleotide messenger RNA. RefSeq names its product mitochondrial 37S ribosomal protein bS16m. The record is from RefSeq and is a predicted model, not a curated record. Gene Ontology annotation, cellular component: ribosome; mitochondrial small ribosomal subunit. NCBI's taxonomy places the organism in Eukaryota, Fungi, Ascomycota, Pichiomycetes, Serinales, Metschnikowiaceae. Gene Ontology annotation, biological process: mitochondrial translation. Gene Ontology annotation, molecular function: structural constituent of ribosome.